Messenger RNA from Agrilus planipennis (emerald ash borer), 769 nucleotides. RefSeq names its product transcription factor E2F4. Gene Ontology annotation, biological process: regulation of transcription by RNA polymerase II. Gene Ontology annotation, cellular component: RNA polymerase II transcription regulator complex. The coding region runs from base 125 to 769 and encodes 214 amino acids. The transcript is spliced from 5 exons. NCBI's taxonomy places the organism in Eukaryota, Metazoa, Arthropoda, Insecta, Coleoptera, Buprestidae. The record is from RefSeq and is a predicted model, not a curated record. Gene Ontology annotation, molecular function: protein dimerization activity; RNA polymerase II cis-regulatory region sequence-specific DNA binding; DNA-binding transcription factor activity, RNA polymerase II-specific.
UACCGUCGCGUUCUGUAAUGUCCUGCUUUAUCGUUUGAGUAGGUAACAAACCACAAGUGAACAAAAUUCAAGAUUCUAUUUGAGUAAUGUUUUCAUGAGUUUGUUGUGAAAAAUAGAAGUAAUUAUGGCAGAAAUACAACACAGCAGAUUUGAGAAAUCAUUAGGAUUAUUAACUACGAAGUUUGUCAAUCUGUUACAAAAGUCAAACGGAGGUGUAUUGGACCUUAAAGUUGCUGCCGAUCUCUUGGCUGUGCGUCAAAAGAGAAGAAUUUACGACAUUACAAACGUAUUGGAAGGAAUUGGAUUAAUUGAGAAAAAGAGCAAAAACAGUAUCCAGUGGAAGCCUUUUGCUUAUAGAGAAGCCAUUCCUGGCUGUAACUCCCAAGAAUUCACAGAUAAAGUUGCCCAUUUAAAGAAGGAACUGCACAAACUUGAAGAAUAUGAAAACAUGUUGGACCGACAUAAAAUGUGGAUAGAACAGAGCAUAAAGAACAUCACAGAAGAUAUUGACACACAACGAUAUCUUUUUGUUACAGAAAGAGAUUUUGCAAAGUUGUAUGAUCAAGAAAAAACAGUAUUAGUGAUAAAUACACCUUUGAACACAAGUGUUCAAGUACAGGACUCAAAACUUGAAAAUAAUUAUGAACUUAAAAUUAAAUCAAGUUCCGUACCUAUAACUGCCAAUUUAAAGGCAGAUAGUAGCAAUGAAGAAGAAAGUAGUAGUAGAAAGAGGAAAAGAAGUACAGAUACAGGACAAAAUAAGGGCUAA